AUGAAAAUCCCAAGAGAGGCCGUUGUUGAAGAGCUGAAGAGACAGCUAUGGCUGGCAGUGCCUCUCUGCUCAGUGGCUUUCCUGCAAUACAGUCUCCAGACCAUCUCCAUCAUGUUUGUUGGUCAUCUCGGUACUCUCCCUCUUUCCGGAGCUUCCAUGGCGACCUCCUUUGCCGCCGUUACAGGAUUCACCUUACUGACAGGAUUAACCGGUGCACUGGACACAUUUUGCGGACAAUCGAAUGGGGCAGGGCAGUACCAGAUGCUUGGCAUACACUUGCAGAGAUCAAUGCUUGUUGUCUCAGUCGUCAGUGUUUUCGUCGCCAUCAUCUGGGCCAACACGGAGCCUAUUCUAAUUGCGAUGCGCCAAGACAAAGCCAUAGCCAACCAAGCUGGCAAGUAUGCCCGCUGCUUGAUCCCAAGCCUCUUCGCGCAUGGCCUUCUUCAGUCCAUUCUCAGGUUCUUGCAAACCCAGAGCAUUGUCUUCCCAAUGGUCAUAACCUCUGCACUUGCGGCGCUGCUCCACAUCCUUCUCUGCUGGCUUCUUGUAUUCAAAACUCCCCUGGGGAGCAGGGGGGCAUCCAUAUCUAUUUCCAUAUGUUAUUAUCUGAAUCUUCUCUUCAUCUCCUUCUAUAUCAAAUACUCUUCUUCUUGCAAACAAUCUUGGACUGGCUUUUCCAAAAAGUCCCUAAAUGGAGUCUUCUCCUUCCUUAAACUUGCUGUUCCUUCGGCUCUUAUGCUCUGCCUGAAAGUUUGGACAUUCGAACUCGUAGUUAUCUUGUCUGGUCUUCUUCCGAACCCAGCAUUAGAAACUUCAGUUCUUUCAAUAUGCCUUAAUACAUUUACUUUAGCUUGGAUGAUCCCAUUUGGAUUCAGUGCUGCUGUAAGCACACGGGUGUCGAAUGAACUAGGAGGUGGAAAUCCAGAGGCAGCACGUGUAGCAGUUGGCGUGGUGUUAUGCAUGGUGUUCAUUGAAGGGAUCUUGUUAGCUUCAAUCAUGAUUGUGCUGAGGAACAUGUGGAGCCGUAUUUACAGUAAUGACAAACAAGUAAUCAGAGAUGUGUCGGCGACGACGCCAAUUCUGGCAGUUUCGUGCUUUCUAGACGGAAUACAAAGUGCACUUUCAGGUAUUGCUUCCGGAUGUGGGUGGCAGCGAAUAGGUGCAUAUGUGAAUCUUGGCUCAUUCUAUCUUGUGGGCGUUCCUUGCUCUGUCCUGUUAGGAUUUGUUGCGCAUAUGAAAGCCAAGGGGCUGUGGUUGGGGAUCAUAGCUGCAUUCGUUGUGCAAGUAACAUUUUACGCUUUCAUCACCAUUCGAACCAGUUGGGACCAACAGGCAAGGAUAGCGGAAAGCAGAGUUAAGGAGUCAACCAUGUCGCCAAAGACAGAAUGUGAAGUCUAAUACAGUAAUACAUACAUGCAUUGCUGACUCAUAUCAUGGAGCAGAGCAUGUUCCCCUCAAAGAAUGUUUAAAAAAAUUAUCAUUAUUAUCGUAAUA
Arachis stenosperma is the source of this 1494-nucleotide messenger RNA. Its product is annotated as protein DETOXIFICATION 16-like. Gene Ontology annotation, cellular component: membrane. Gene Ontology annotation, molecular function: antiporter activity; xenobiotic transmembrane transporter activity. Bases 1 to 1398 code for a protein of 465 amino acids. Lineage: Eukaryota; Viridiplantae; Streptophyta; Magnoliopsida; Fabales; Fabaceae. The transcript has 7 exons. Gene Ontology annotation, biological process: xenobiotic detoxification by transmembrane export across the plasma membrane. The record is from RefSeq and is a predicted model, not a curated record.